Molecule: messenger RNA, 2593 nt
Organism: Alosa alosa (allis shad)
Lineage: Eukaryota; Metazoa; Chordata; Actinopteri; Clupeiformes; Clupeidae
Product: cytochrome P450 1A1
Exons: 7
Coding region: 169-1716 (515 amino acids)
Biological process (GO): hormone biosynthetic process; progesterone metabolic process
Molecular function (GO): oxidoreductase activity, acting on paired donors, with incorporation or reduction of molecular oxygen, reduced flavin or flavoprotein as one donor, and incorporation of one atom of oxygen; heme binding; steroid 17-alpha-monooxygenase activity
Source: RefSeq, a predicted model, not a curated record
UCUUAGGAAAUGUUUGGUUUUGUUGGACAGAUUCCUAAACGCUUGCGUUGGUGGUUGUGAUGCCCCGCGGCACCGAGAGAGCUUUGCAGGGGGUCGCAGCGCGCUCUUUCGGCAAGUCUUUCAGCAAGUAGGCUACAGAAUCUGGCUCGCGGUUAGGAAGAAGUGAGGAUGCUGCUGCUGGACAGCUCCUUUGUGUGUAGCCUUGGCGUCACCGUCGCCCUCUGCACCCUCACACUCCUCCUGGUGGCCCUGCGGGGCUGUCAGAGGGCUGGCUGUGUCCAGUCUGGCGCCACCCUGCCCCCUGGCCCCAGACCCUGGCCCCUGGUGGGCAACCUGCUCCAAAUGGGCGAGCAGAUGCACCUCUCGCUGACCAGCCUGCGCGCGCAGUAUGGCGAUGUGUUCCAGCUGCAGAUGGGCUCCCUGGUGGUGGUGGUGCUCAGCGGCUACUCGACCAUCCGCCAGGCCCUGGUGCGGCAGGGCGAGGCCUUCGCUGGCCGGCCCGAUCUCUUCAGCUUCUCCGCCGUGGCCAACGGCACCAGCAUGACCUUCAGUGAGAAGUACGGCGAGGCCUGGACACUUCACAAGAAGAUCUGUAAGAACGCCCUGCGCAACUUCUCCCAGGCCGAGGCCCUGGACUCAGGUGCCAGCUGCCUGUUGGAGGAACGUAUCUGCGCGGAGGCUGGGGGGCUGGUGGAGGCCCUGCAGGAGAGCCAGGCGAAGGGAGGGGGCAGUCUGGACCCUGUGGUGCCCCUGGUCACCUCUGUGGCCAAUGUAGUGUGUGCCCUGUGCUUUGGGAAGAGAUACGACUAUAAUGACAAGGAGUUUCUCACCAUCGUGCACAUCAACAACGAGGUGCUGCGCAUCUUCGCCGCGGGCAACCUGGCGGACUUUUUCCCCGUCUUCCGCUACCUGCCCAGCCCCUCCCUGAGGAAGAUGGUCCAGCACAUUCACAGGAUGAACAGCUUCAUGGAGGAGAACAUUAAAGAACACCUGAGAACCUUCGACAAGAACUGCAUUCGUGACAUCACGGAUGCCCUGAUUGCCUUCUGUGAGGACAGACACGAGGACAGGGAAGGACAGGUGCUCACCGACUCUCAGAUCGUGCACACCGUCAUCGACAUCUUUGGGGCUGGGUUUGACACCAUCAUAGCAGGUCUGCAGUGGAGCAUCUUGUAUCUUGUAAAAUUCCCAGACAUCCAGGACAAAAUUUAUGGAGAGAUUGAUGACCAAGUGGGUUCCAACCGACUGCCUCGAUUUGAGGAUAAACCGAAAAUGACAUACACGGAGGCAUUCAUAUUUGAGGUGUUCCGCCAUGCCUCCUACGUUCCCUUUACUAUACCACACUGCACCACUGAAAAUAUCAUUCUUAAUGGAUACUUUAUCCCCAAAGACACCUGUGUGUUUAUCAAUCAGUAUCAAGUCAAUCAUGACUGUGAAAUCUGGGGUGAUCCAGAGGCCUUCCGGCCAGAAAGGUUCCUCAAUCAGAAGAGGAAACUGAACAAGGAUCUCACAGAGAAGGUGAUGAUCUUUGGGAUGGGGAAGCGACGUUGUCUGGGCGACGGAUUUGCCCGCUUGGAGAUGUUUGUGUUCUUGACGACGCUGCUCCACCGGUUGCAUGUGGAGAGUGUACCCGGCCAGACGCUGGACCUCAACGCAGAUUUCGGCUUGACCAUGAAGCCCAAACCGUACCGGAUCAGGGUGACCCCCCGGAGCUAGAAGGAGGCAUAACUAAACCAAUGCGUUCAUACAUCCUAUACCCUCUGUUCACUCUAUUGCAUUAUGUGUCAAAGAAUCAUGGUCAUGUUUCAGGUUCAUACAUAUGGAGUGUUACAGAUGGGUUAUCAUACACUCUCUGUUUACUUCACUGCAGAGGCGGACAUCCCGGGUUCAGAAAGUAAGUCCUGCCAAGUAUUUGAUCCAACCAUUUAGUAAACCAGCUCAUCCUAUUUAGCAGCCAGGUAGACCAGAAGAUAUCACAUGUGUUAACCCUUAAAGGAGAACCGUCAAAUGAACGUUCUAAAGAAUAUCUGGGUUCAUUGAAUUCAACAUAGAAUUUUAGAACCUUCAAUUGUUGCGGAACUUAGAAUGUUCAAAAACCUACACCUUGUGCACUGGUAGAGAGAUAUGGCAGAACUUUUACUUUCUGGAACCGGGAUGUCCGCCUCUGCUCCACUGCUUGUGUCAAAGAAUAGUUGGGACAUAUCAGGGUCACACGUACACAUCAUGGCAACAUCACACACUUCCAACAACAACACACACACACACACACACACACACACACACACACACACACACACACACACACACACACACACACACACACACACACACACACAUCAUUGUACCACACAAAGCUAUAGAAACAAAAUACAAGUGAAGGACAUUUUCUGAGGCAGUGCAUCGUGCACUGUAACAACUAUAACCAAACUAUAAGAUUGUUUUCCCACAAAUCAUAAACUAUCAUAAACAUAAGAACUCAUUUGUGUAAAGUUUUGGUAACACUUUACUUGAAGGUAUCUACAUAAGAGUGACAUGACACUGUCAUAACCCCUAACCCUAACCUUAACCCUAACUUGUCAUAACAAAAACCGAA